Messenger RNA from Mycena citricolor, 3643 nucleotides. The record is from the annotation of a GenBank genome assembly. NCBI's taxonomy places the organism in Eukaryota, Fungi, Basidiomycota, Agaricomycetes, Agaricales, Mycenaceae.
CUCAAUCCUCCCUUUCCAGCACACGUUUUCGGCCUUCACCUUGUCGAGAAGUUUUCGCUUGCCCUGACUCCUUAUGUCGCUCGAAUUCUCGACGUUCUUGACCCAAAUCAAUGACGCACUGAACAACGAGAAUGGACCCAAUCUGGCCUACCUACUCCACCCGGGAAGUCCACAUGGCAAGGACCUCGUGAAAAUCUUCAGAUCGCCCAGUGCCGCAUCGCUUUCACAUUACAAGGGGAGCAUCGUCAGUCCCUGGGACGACAUCGCCAUUCAAUAUGUCCUGACCUGCUCGCACAUCGCGCGAGACAGAAGAGUUGACGCGUUCAAGGAGCAUUCCCAGCUCGUCUCCCACUUUUUCCGAUUCUUCACAGAAAACCGCGGAUGGACACUUCCGGCCUUGUUCUCGGUUCUUCGCGACGUCCGAGAUAUCGCUUACGAGGUAUGCAUGAAAACAAGCUUCCUCGUUGCGCCACGCUGGAUCUCGUAGGCAGACUGGCAUGCGAGAGUGCAUAACCAGAACGGCGAAUGUUUGGAAGAAGCCGCUCGAACGGUAGCAAAGGCGUUCUCGAACUGCAUGGUGGACAGGUGUGUAGCAUGGCUGCGCCUGUGGCUUUGCAGGUACACUUACAGUUAGGACAGGGUGUCGCCUCCCGAAGAAUCCAGGAAAUGGGGCGUUUACUAUGUGGCUGGGCUCGCGAUGAAAUGUUACUUCAGGGUAUGUCUUGCGUCGGAUCGGCUGCUCACGCCGCUGACUUUCGGAAGAUCAAACAUAUCUCGCUGACGAAAAAUGUCAUCAAAGCACUCAACAACACGCCCGACAUCCCUCCGUUGCAGAGGUAUCCACGGUCGCAUCAAGUGACAUAUCGAUACUAUCUAGGCAUGCUCGGCUUCUUAAAUGAGGAAUACGUGGAAGCAGAGAGAGAGUUGACCUUUGCAUUCUACAAUUGUGUCGUCGAGGCUCAGGAGAAUCAGACGCGAGUAAACUUUUAUCUGCCUAUUGAUCCUCGCCUGCUAAGCUUAGAACAGGCGAAUCCUGGCAUACCUCAUUCCUCUUCGGAUUCUUCGCGGGCACUUGCCAUCGGACGUGCUCUUUCAAAGGUUCCCGAUUCUUGCCGACAUCUUUUCGCCAUUCAUAUCAGCAAUCCGCGCGUCAGACAUCUCAGCAUUUGAUCGUGCAAUUGAGCUACGAAAGACUCGUCUGAUUGAGCUGAACUUGCUCCUUGCACUGGAAAGAGCGCGGGAGUUAUGUGUCAGAGGGCUGUUUCGCAAAGCAUGGAUUAUAUCGGAAAAGACUACGCGGAUGCCUAUCGCACUGUUCCACUCGGCAUUGGAGGUCUCCGGAAUCACGGUGGGCGUUGAGGAAGCAGAGUGCUUGGUUGCAAACAUGAUCUACAAAGGGUACAUGAGGGGGUACAUCAGUCACGCGAAGCAAAUGGUAGUUUUGGCUGCUGCCAACGCUUUCCCCUCUGUCGCAGAGCGUCUUUACCCCUACAAUCCAUUAUGACUUGCAAGCCCUCAUACCACGGGUUAUCUGACCGUGACUUUGAUGCUCUCCACGUCGUUGGCCCAGCUAGGAUACUAUUUUGCGCUUGCUUGGAUGUUUCAGACAGACGCCGUGAUUCUGAGGGUCCCCUCGUUGUCACACCCUCCUGGAUGCUAUCUCUCCAAUCAUUCAAUACCCUGUGCUACAUAGCCGCCAGUACCGCUCAAACAUGCCGCAUCUUGCUAUCUGCAGCAUCACGCAAACCGCGCUCACCUCUUCAUUGACUGAUCACACAUACACCCCCAACAAGCAGCUUUCAACGACCGACUCCCGGAGACCGACGAACGAAACCAGGGAGAUGGAUCCCAGAGGCGCGAGGGCAGGGGAGUCGGAUGGACAAGCGAGCGGAGCGCAGGGACAAUGAGACUCAAACAUGCGCUCGACGUGCGCCCCGAAAUUGGACGUUCGGCCUCACCUCACGCAACACACCACACCUUUCGCGGCAUCUUCCUCCGGGACUUGUGUCAGAUAUACACUUGUACGUGUUAGCUCCAACGUUGUCACGUCUCUGAGCUCCAACCGCUGUCGCUGUGGGCGGGGCGACAGAGAUCCAGAUCAUUACCGGCACCCAGUUGAUCGCCAUCCUCGGCGGCGGCGCUGGUUAUCGGUUAUCGACGAAUCCACAUAUCGUAGAGGUCGUUGAGCCGGGUGAGCGGACGUCCGCCUCUAGAGUCCUCUGGGAUGGCGAUGUUCGGUGUGGCUAUAGGCUACAUCGACGGCGGGGUGGCCUGGGCGUUAGUCAAAUCCAAGACCCCGCUCCAGAUAACUUUCUGUUUACUCAUUCUAUCCACCCUCCUCACUGCCUUCCUCCUGCCGUACAUACCACCCGGCGGCUUCCCCUUGCGCAGUGGCACAGCAUCGAACCCUGUUUUUCCCGAUUGCGAUGUCGAAACGACCUCUUUCUUUUCGUUCCUGCGCCCACUGGGGAUCUUCUGGCCUGCCAAGUAUGCGGAUGGAAGCGAGCGAUUCUGGGGCGUGUCUCUCUUGGUCUUUGGUGAUUUCUCUUCUGUGAUGUCGCCUCUCAUGCUGCAACUAACCGCGACCAACAAGUACGGCUUCAAGCUUGUCGACAAGGGCUUACUGCGCGCUGUUCUCUUCUGUUUUCCUCUGCUCUGUGUCUGCAGUGCUCCCACACUCCACUCUUUCGCCCAGUGCCCGCAAGCCCAGACCCUGGUCCCAACAACGCAUACCGACCUGUGGACGACACCCACCGCACUGCAUCGCACCGACGCGUUCCGACUGCGAGCCGUUGAAGGACUGGGUGCGGCCGUGCGGAUUCCGACGGAGACAUUCGACGCGGUAGGUCCAGUGGUCGAGGAUCCAAGAUGGUUGUCUCGUGCGCCUAUUUCGGGCUAUCUCGAAGCGAAACACGCGACACUCUCACUGCAGCGAGUGAAUACUUAUGGAUUGGUGUACACCUGGAAGGAUUCGGACCCGAGCUUGAAGCUGUUGCUGCCGAUGGGACCUUAUGACUUUGUCCCAGUUGCUCCAUUCAGUGGCAGGGGUAGCUCGGACGACAAGAGCAGCGUCAUCGGCAUCAUGACCAACAUAGAGAACUUGCUUGAGCAUGGCGAUCAGUAUGGUGCCAUAUUCGCUGUUUCUGGGGUUGCCGAGAAGGGCUCUAUUACUGUUGAAUGGGAAGUGAAAACCCCUGACGGUCAUUCGAGCAUGCCACCUGAACACACGAGCAUCGGCGUCCUCGCUGCGCUCAUUGUCGAAUUGGAAAAGAAUCCACCUCCGGCCAAGUUCGAGACGGACAACACGUUCUUCGAGAUGACGGCGUGCUAUGCUUUCCACGGACUCGACAUUAACUUUGACUUCCGAGCAGCAAUAUUGGCGUCGUCCGACAAUGAGUCCACCCGUGCAGAAGCCGAACGAAUCCUGUACAGGAAGAACACCUUCCGGUCACUAUUUGUCCUGUCCCGGGCGGUCGCCUCAACAGACGACAUCAUGACGGUCAAGCUCGCCAAAGGAACGCGCGAACACCCGCAUGACAAGCUCAUCUUCACCUUUCGGCGCCAACCCCUGGUUAGGGUUAGGGUUAGGGUUAGGGUUAGGGUUAGGGUUAGGGUUAGGGUUAGGGUUAGGGUUAGGGUUAGG